This is a messenger RNA of Candida dubliniensis CD36, 2334 nucleotides long. It is a transcript of the gene AKL1, whose product is annotated as serine/threonine protein kinase. The coding region runs from base 1 to 2334 and encodes 777 amino acids. Gene Ontology annotation, cellular component: cytoplasm. The record is from RefSeq and is a predicted model, not a curated record. Gene Ontology annotation, molecular function: ATP binding; protein serine/threonine kinase activity. NCBI's taxonomy places the organism in Eukaryota, Fungi, Ascomycota, Pichiomycetes, Serinales, Debaryomycetaceae. The transcript has a single exon. Gene Ontology annotation, biological process: actin cortical patch assembly; actin filament organization; protein autophosphorylation.
AUGGGUAAUCUUCCAAAACUCUCAGAAGGCACAGCUCUCCAAGUUGGAAAACACAAGGUUACUGUUGUCAAAUAUCUUUCUGAAGGAGGGUUUGCACAGAUUUACAAAGUUACGAUAGACCCAUUAGAGAAUGACUCUGAGAUUGCAUGUUUGAAACGAGUCAUCGUGCCAGAUAAGAAUGGAUUGAAUGAGUUACGCAAAGAAGUUGAUGUUAUGAAGACAUUGCGCCAUAGUAGAAACAUAGUAAAGUAUUAUGAUUCACAUGCGGAAAGAUUAGAGAAUGGCACCUAUCAGGUAUUGGUGUUGAUGGAAUUGUGUCCCAACGGCUCGUUACUAGACUAUAUGAAUAAACAUAUCAAAACAAAAUUGACAGAACCACAGAUCCUUAGAAUAAUGUUGGAUAUAUGUCAAGGGAUUUAUGAAAUGCAUAAAUUGAAAUUAAUUCACCGUGAUAUCAAAAUUGAAAAUGUAUUGAUUGACUCCAAGAAUCAAUUCCAGUUGUGUGAUUUUGGGUCUACAGCGGUUCCGACGAUGCCUCCACAGGAUCAGCAACAGUUCAACUAUCUCAGCCAUGAUAUCCUUUAUCACACCACCCCGCAAUACCGUUCCCCCGAAAUGGUGGACUUAUACCGAGGAAUACCAAUAGACGAGAAGGCCGAUAUCUGGGCUUUAGGAUGUUUUCUUUACAAAUUGUGUUAUUACACCACCCCAUUUGAAGCCAACGGAGAUAUUGCCAUAUUACAUGCUUCAUUUCAGUUUCCACCCUAUCCGGAGUUUUCGGGAGACCUUAAGAACUUAAUUAUCAUUAUGCUUCAAGAAAACCCAUUAUUUCGUCCCAAUAUAGUUCAAGUCUUGAUUUUGGUGUGCAAAUUGAUGAAUAUUGAUUUUGCAAAUCUAAAACUAAAAGAUUUUUACAAUGCUGGACCCUAUAAUUUUCAGGCAUUGCAUGAAUAUCAAGUUCAUAAGCAGAAUGAGCUAAUGCGACAAAAGCAAUUGUAUUAUCAACAACAGGCUCUUGCAAAUUCUGAAGCUGGGCUCACAAAGGAACAGGAAAGGCUUGCCCAGCCAGUGUCUGCUGAAGAUUCCCUACCAACAGAAGAAAACAGCCAAUCUCAACCAAAUAAGGCCGCAGCUACGGCUACUAUAGAUUCACAACCAUCUCCUGAGAUCAAGUCCACCACAUUAGGUGUACCUUCUACCCUCACUUCGGGAUCUUCACGCGAGUCAUUAGCAGGUUUUAGUCUGGAGGAUGACUUGGCAAACGAAAUUGCCGAAAUAGAAGGCUUGGAAGACGCCGAACAGAGGUACCCAUCGUUGGAAGAAAUUGAAGUGCCUGAUAAAAUCAUACAAAAGAGCACGGAACCACUGCGACUGACAAGUAUUAAAACGUCUUAUUCUGAAGCAACCUCCUCCAAAGGAAUUGAUGCCCACGGAGUAGAUGUCGAUGAGAACUUGGAUUAUUUACCCAAACCCAAUAAAGUGGCGGAAAAAUUGGCUGAUGAUAUUUUUUCGGUCACUGAAAGUCCAACGUUUCCCGUUAAAGAAAAGUUUGAUGAAACAGGAGAUGCUGCCAGAUCUAAGACAGAUACCGAUGGAGAUUUUUAUGAUUUGCUGCAAAGAGUCGAGCACUUGCAUGUUGAAACAGACCAAAGUGGAAGUGCAAAGAAUCCAUUUCCUUGUGUCAAGGCACUGGCUGCCACUAAAGAGGAUGGCAAUUUUGAGCAACCUGAAACACGCAAAAAGAAUAAUCCGUGGGGUAAUUAUAAUUUGACACCAAAGGAGAAUUACACAUCUACAUCCACACUGGAUAGUUUUGCAUUCAUGCAAAAUUCUGGCAGUGUACCAUCUGCUUUGUCGGAAAUGAAGCUGGUACCAGUAGCCACCGAGACGAUUUUCCCAUCAACACAAACUGAACCACCCAAAAUAGCAAAACCUGAAUGUAACUUGAUAGACUUGGAAGUUGGUUUAGAAUCUUCUAGUGCAUCACCUUCUCUCAGGUAUCUGAAGUCCAAUAAUAUUUCAGAAGUAUCGUUAAUUGAUAUGGACGAUUCUCAAUUUAAGACGUCUGAAGCCAAGGUUGCAGACCAAAAACCAGCAUUUAAAAAAAGAGUUGGGUCUAAUACACACAAUCCAUCUCAGUUUAGUCUACAGGAAGAGGUUAUUGAUUUUGCUUCAGAUGAUGAAAACCCUGCUAAUGGAUCAUAUAUGAACAGGCUCAAGAUUAGAAGCUCAUUAAAGAAACCUAGUAAAGGUCGUAGAUCAGGAGAACAUAAGAGAACAGAAAGUAGUAGUACCGACUCUAAGAAGAGGCUAUCGUUUUUUGGAGGUAAUUAA